Molecule: messenger RNA, 714 nt
Organism: Vollenhovia emeryi
Lineage: Eukaryota; Metazoa; Arthropoda; Insecta; Hymenoptera; Formicidae
Product: extensin-like
Exons: 2
Coding region: 1-714 (237 amino acids)
Source: RefSeq, a predicted model, not a curated record
AUGCCAACCACGACGUCGCCGUCGUCGCAAACGACGUCGACGGCGACGAAGGCGACAACGAAGGCGACAACGAGGGCGACAACAACGGCGACGACGGCAACGACGGCAACGACGGCAACGGCGGCAACGACGUCGACAUUGCCACGGACGACGGCGACGACGGCAACGACGUCGACAUUGCCACGGACGACGGCGACCACGUCGACAUUGCCACGGACGACGGUGACGACGUCGACAUCGCCAGGGACGACGGCGUCCACAUGGGGGCCUAGGCCCCGGUACCAAAACCAAAGAAGGCUGAAAGAGAUCAUUCGCCGAGAGGUGAUGAAGGAGCAGAGGAAAAAGAUGAGGCCGCCGCCGCCACCGGCGUAUCCGAUGCCGCCGCCGCCGCAACCGGCGUAUUCGAUGCCGGCGUACCUGCCGCCGACGCCGGCAUAUCCAACGCCGACGUACGCGGCACCGGCACCGGCAUAUCCAACGCCGACGUACGCGGCACCGGCACCGGCAUAUUCAACGCCGACGUACGCGGCACCGGCACCGGCGUACUCGACGACACCGUAUGUACAGCCGACGACACCGUACGUGCAGCCGACGACACCGUACGUGCAGCCGACGUACGCGCCGCCGACGUACGCGCCGCCAACGUGCGCGCCGCCGACGUACCCGCCGUCGACGUACCCGCCGUCGACGUACCCGCCACCGUUCUUCCAUUAG